Eucalyptus grandis is the source of this 430-nucleotide messenger RNA. RefSeq names its product probable serine/threonine-protein kinase PBL28. The transcript has 2 exons. The coding region runs from base 38 to 400 and encodes 120 amino acids. The record is from RefSeq and is a predicted model, not a curated record. Lineage: Eukaryota; Viridiplantae; Streptophyta; Magnoliopsida; Myrtales; Myrtaceae.
AAAACUCACUUUGCAAAGCGAUGUUUAUGCAUUUGGCAUGGUGCUUCUCGAGCUCUUGACGGGGCGAAGAGCCGUGGACUUAAACCAAGGACCGAAUGACCAAAAUCUGGUCCUACAGGUGAGGCAUGUCUUGAAUGACCAGAAGAAGUUGCGGAAGCUGAUAGAUCCUGAGAUGAACCGGACUACAGGUAAAAUAAUGACCACAAUGGAAUCCAUAAUCAUGUUCGCGAACUUGGCAUCACGCUGCGUCCAUCCUAACAGUGGGGAGGGACUGCCGAUGGCCGAAUGUCUCAAAGAGCUUCAGCUGAUACUGUACACAAAUUCGAAAGGCUUGAGCAUGGCUUCUCAUAAAUUUGGUUAUCAAUGGCUCAGACGUAGUUCAGGAGGUUCUCUUGUAUAGGGACAGAAGAAUAAUAGGACACGACUGAGA